Polyodon spathula (Mississippi paddlefish) is the source of this 2397-nucleotide messenger RNA. It is a transcript of the gene tada2a, whose product is annotated as transcriptional adaptor 2A. The coding region runs from base 336 to 1505 and encodes 389 amino acids. The transcript is spliced from 14 exons. Gene Ontology annotation, biological process: regulation of transcription by RNA polymerase II; chromatin remodeling. Gene Ontology annotation, molecular function: protein binding; zinc ion binding; chromatin binding. Gene Ontology annotation, cellular component: nucleus; SAGA-type complex. Lineage: Eukaryota; Metazoa; Chordata; Actinopteri; Acipenseriformes; Polyodontidae. The record is from RefSeq and is a predicted model, not a curated record.
GUGCAAGGGCUGCUCCUCCGCCCUGAAGGAGCCCUACAUCAAGUGUGCCGAGUGCGGACCCCCGCCUUUCCUCGUGUGUCUGCAGGUAACAAGGGGCCUGGCGGGCACGCUCGCAGCAUGGUGUUUUAUAGUGACCCUGUACUACUGUACCGGAGCACCGUGAGCACGAGGCUUAGGGUGACCAGCAGGACCGUUUGGAAGGGCAUGUCUGUUUGUACCGCAAUGCAUUCUGGUACAUGUAGUCCCGAACCCCAGAGAGAAACCUGAAGGCAUUAUAUUGCUUUGCCAGAGGAUUUGAAUACAGAACGCAUCAAAGUGAUCACAAAUAUGAGAUCAUGACGUCCGAUUUCCCAGUGCUGGAUCCCAGCUGGACCGCACAGGAGGAGGUGGGGUUACUGGAAGCUGUGAUGGACUGCGGCUUUGGGAACUGGCAGGACGUGGCGAAUCAGCUGCGUACGAAGAGCAAGGAGGAGUGCGAGAGCCACUACAUGAAGCACUUCAUCAACAACCCCCUCUUCUCCUCCACCUUGCUGAGCCUGAAGCAGAUGGAGGAGGCCCGUACUGCCGACACCGCCAUCCCGUUCAGACUUUGUGGGUGUUGUUCAGCCGCAGGAGACGACCCCCCUCGACCCACGUUCGACUCCCUGCUCUCCAGAGACAUGGCAGGGUACAUGCCGGCCCGGGCUGACUUCAUGGAGGAGUUUGACAAUUAUGCGGAGUGGGAUUUGAGGGACAUUGAUUUUGUUGAUGACGAUUCUGAUGUUCUGCACGCCCUGAAGAUUGCGGUUGUAGACAUAUAUCACUCAAGACUGAAGGAAAGACAGCGCAGGAAAAAAAUAAUACGUGACCACGGCUUAAUCAGCCUGAGGAAAUUUCAAAUGUUGGAAAGACGUUACCCCAAAGAAGUUCAAGACAUGUACGAUGCCAUGAGGCGCUUCGCCAGGGUGCUGGGGCCGACUGAGCACGACAAGUUCAUCGAGAGCCACGCCUUGGAGUUUGAACUUCGGAGGGAGAUCGCACGACUUCAGGAGUACAGACGAGUGGGAAUCCAAACCUUCUGCAGUGCGAAAGUGUACGACCGCCUGAAGAGGUCCCGAGAGGAGGAGAGGAAGAAACGGGUCAUGCUGGCUGAGGUGCUGCAAUACAUCCAGGACAGCAACGCUUGCCAGCAGUGGCUCCACAAGCAGGCUGCCAUUGACGCGGGUCUGAACCCAGUGGUGGCAGCCAUCUCCAGCUCAGCCGCGGGAAGAAGAAGCGCGCCCCCUCUGAACCUCACCGGCCUGCCAGGGACUGACAAACUCAACGAGAAGGAGAAGGAGCUGUGCCAGGUGGUGCGCUUGGUGCCCGGAGCUUAUCUGGAGUACAAGGCAGCGCUGGCGAAUGAGUGCCGCAGACAGGGGGGCCUGAGGCUGGCACAGGCCCGGGCGCUGAUCAAGAUCGACGUCAACAAGACACGCAAGAUCUACGACUUCCUCAUCAGGGAGGGCUACAUCAGCAAAGCCUAGCCCAUCUGAAAAGUAACUAGCCAAUGGGCCAGAGCUGCCUGCUUCUAAAUACCUCCCCCCUCACACCCCCACCUCUCUCUGUCUAUCCCUCAACAGGAAUGUGGAGCUCAGUUUACAUUAUAAAAAACUGCUGAGACAAGCAGUGCGUUCUGGGAGAAGAGCAGAAUCACAUCACAAUAUAUCUUUCCAGGCAGUUAUUAUACAUACACAGCGCUUUGAGCAGACCUGGUCUUCAAAGGCGCUAUAUACGUGCAGUGUUGUUGCUGUUGAUGAUGCUGUAGCUGUCGGGAAGAGAUUCGCUCUGCAUUUAUGAUCUCUUAACAUUCAGGAAAACAAAACUGGGGCCUCUGUGCUGUGCAUGAUCAGUUGAAAAUGCAGGCAGACCACGUGUUCUCAUCCCGGCUACACAUAAUGCCGGAAGCCGUGGAUCAUGGAAAGGGACUGACCAAGCUACAUUAGACUCUCGCUUUAAUACCAGGGCUGGCAAGCCAUCAAGACUUCUCCCUUGCAGGUUAGAGACACAGUCUUGAAAUCAGCAGAUGGGACCCGAACCCAGCCUCUGCAGACGUUCGGCUCUGUAGUGAUCCACUGCUGGUGCUCGCAGGUCUCCUUGGCUCUUGCGCAGUGCCUGGAUUCAGUGGGGAUUGUCUGUUUUACGGUGUGGAGCUGCCUGCUGUCCUAGACCACACCAUUGUGCUGUAUAGCCUUUCGGUUUUUUGCAAUGCAGCCGUUGACUUGUAGGACGAAUACGAUUGGCUGUAGCUUCAACGGAGCGACUCUGAAAACGUGCUUGACUGGUCGCCACUGGGUUGCGCAGCCCUCUGAUUGGCUGAACAGGAGAGGUGUGGCAAUUUUUAUUUGUAAUGUAUUUAUUAUUUUACAUGUACAGUAU